Pseudoliparis swirei is the source of this 2003-nucleotide messenger RNA. Its product is annotated as arginyl-tRNA--protein transferase 1. Gene Ontology annotation, biological process: protein arginylation. NCBI's taxonomy places the organism in Eukaryota, Metazoa, Chordata, Actinopteri, Perciformes, Liparidae. Gene Ontology annotation, cellular component: cytoplasm. Bases 126 to 1751 code for a protein of 541 amino acids. The transcript is spliced from 14 exons. The record is from RefSeq and is a predicted model, not a curated record. Gene Ontology annotation, molecular function: arginyl-tRNA--protein transferase activity.
CAAUGACAGUUUAGGCAUAACCGGUUUCUCCCAUUCCCCCUCAACGCGGCACUUGUGACGUCACUCGGCAUGGGCGUGGUUUGCUGACACCGCCGUGCUGCUGCUGCUGCGACCUGACGCCAAACAUGGCAGCGAACACGUCUCACAGCGUCGUGGAGUACUUCGGGGGGGAUUCCGGUUACCGGUGCGGCUACUGCAAACACGAGGGGGGGAACUUCUCCCACGGGAUGUGGUCUCACACCAUGACCGUGCAGGACUACCAAGACCUCAUCGACCGAGGCUGGAGAAGAAGUGGGAAAUACGUCUAUAAGCCCACAUUGGACAAGACGUGCUGUCCACAGUACACCAUCAGAUGUCAUGCGCUGAAGUUCCAGCCUUCCAAGUCCCACAAGAAAGUCCUGAAGAAGAUGAGCAAGUUCCUCUCCAAAGGGGAGCUCCCCACCGGCCAGGAUGACGGGGAGCCGAUGGACUCGCUGUGUGGCGAAGCAGCUCCUCGGGAGGCGAGUCACGUCUGCCGCCCUGAAGUGACGCCUGCUGCGAUCGCAGACAUUCAGCAGGAGGGACCGGAGAGGCCCGACAUCACUGGAGCUCAGCAGGAGGUCCAAGAGAGCCCCGGACCGGACGACUCGCAGACGUCCAGGAAGAACCCCGAGUCUGUCGCGGCUGAGAGGACAACCGCCGCAGCUCCUCAGGCCGGGAGGGGGGCGGACCCCGGCCGGCCGCCGCGCCGCAAGGCCAAAGACUUGAGAAAGGAGCGGCGCCUCCAGAAGGAGGGCGGGCGCCACGCCGACGCCGCGCCCGCCGCGCCCCACCGCCCCAAAGCGCUGGAGGACUUCCUCAGGGAGGCGCUGCCCGACGGCGCUCCUCAUCGCCUCGAGGUGAGGCUAGUGCGCUGCAAUCCCCCUAGCCCGCAGUUCAAGGCCUCGUUCGACGCCUCCUACCAGGUGUACAAACUCUACCAGAUGGCCGUUCACCAGGACCCUCCUGACAAGCCCUCCGAGAGCCAGGUGAGGCUCGUGCCGGUCAGCUUUGAGGACCCUCAGUUCAGCGCGUCCUAUCAGCAGUCGGUGGCGCUGUACGCCGGCUACCAGAUGGCCGUUCAUGGCGAUGACCCCAGCGAAUGUAGUGAGAGCGAGUUCCGGAGGUUUCUCUGUGAUUCACCACUAGAGGCGGAGCGGCCCCCUGACGGACCCCAGGACGGCUACGGCUCGUUCCACCAGCAGUACCUUCUGGACGGGCGCCUGGUGGCGGUGGGCGUGGUGGACGUGCUGCCCACCUGCGUGUCCUCCGUCUACUUCUACUACCACCCGGACUUCGCCUCGCUGUCCCUGGGCUCCUACUCUGCUCUCAGGGAGAUCUCCUUCACCAGGCGGCUGCAGCUGCAGUCCCCCAGGCUGUGCUACUACUACCUGGGCUUCUACAUCCACUCCUGUCCCAAGAUGCGCUACAAGGGCCAGUACCGGCCUUCGGACCUGCUGUGCCCCGAGACCUUCGCCUGGGUCCAGAUCGAGCGCUGCCUGCUGCAGCUGGAGAGCGCCCGCUACGCUCGCUUCAACCCGGAUCCCGAUGCAGGUGACCCCCGGCGGCUGCAGGACGUGGGCAGAGCCCUGGUGCUCCACCGGGGCGCCGUGAUGCCGUACGCCGCCUACUCACGCAAACGCAAAAGCUCCAGCGACGAGGCGGAGGUGCGGCAGUACGCCGACCUCGUGGGCCAGGGCGGCGCCGAGAGGAUCCUGCUCUACCGCGCCUAGAGCGCGUUCAGGAUCAACGCAGUAGCCAAUCACAGGGCACCAUUCACCCAUCGGCCUCAUCGUCAUCCAGCUGUUCCCCGUCUGCAGCCUUCUGAUUGGCCCUCGCCAUCAAGUCCUCGUAUCACUGUGUGAGCUGACGGUGAUGUCACACGUCUCUCCUGACUCGUUGUAGCUCCUCCCUUAAUCACUUCAUCAUCAGCGUUGUUCCUGUUCUCAUCGCUGCUUAGCAACUCACUUCCUGUUAAUGUUAUA